Messenger RNA from Racocetra persica, 289 nucleotides. The record is from the annotation of a GenBank genome assembly. NCBI's taxonomy places the organism in Eukaryota, Fungi, Glomeromycota, Glomeromycetes, Diversisporales, Gigasporaceae.
UGCGGUGGAAUUAAAUAAGAACCUUCACAAGAUUAUUCUCGAAACUCCAACAAAUAGCUUGCCAUCAUCACAACCGCCACCAUAUUCGACGGUGUCUAUAUUACCAUCAGCACCUAACGGGAGUGCUUAUGUAGCCAACCUACUUCCUUCGAUAGAUGAGCAAGCGGAUCCCUUCGAUUAUCAAGCUACGGUUGAAGCUUUGGUACGACAAUUUGGAAAUGUGCAUGAGGAAACCAGAGUUGCAAGUUUGGACUGGCUCUUGAUGCUACAUAAAAAAUCACCAAAGAAG